AUGUUGAACAGUUGCAUUGUUACUUUUAACAGAACUUUAAGGAAGAAGGAAAAGAGCUACUGUAAGAUGAUGCAAAAUCGCUUAUGUAUUAGUAGACUAGUUGAAUGUAAAAUAAACAAAUUUUACGAAAUGUCGCUAUGGAGAAAAAGCCUUAUAGGGGUAAGCAGUGUGAGUAAGAAAAAGAUGGUAAAAAGUUAUAGCAAUUUUCAUGCGGAUUUAUUGUUAUAUGGGAAAAAUAAAAAAUAUGAAACAAUUUUUCCACUACAAGAACGAUUACACGCAUGCGCAGCAUUACGCUUAAACGCACACUCACAAGCAGGCGUAUACCCAUGCUCAUAUGUAUGUGUACAUCUACAUCCACCUCCACGCUCAAACCCCGUUACCCACUUCAUUCCAAAUUUGCGGGCUUUUUGUUCGAUGCCCCACAAUAUUAUAAAAAAGAAUGAAGAGAGUGUGGGGAAAACAACUGAUAACCCCAAGCAGUCACUAGAAGAGGAAAUGAAACGUAUCAAAGAAAAAAUGAAAAGGGAACGAGUAAAACAUAAGAAGGUUUUAUUUUUUAUUUUUAGUUGUAUAUUUGGCUUAUAUAUGUAUUUUGAAUCAUAUAAUCCAGAAUUUUUUAUGUACGAUGUUUUUUUAAAAUUUUGUUUAAAAUAUAUAGAUAGUGAGUUAUGUCAUGAUCUAUUUUUAUUAUUAGGAAAAUUUAGAUUAUUACCGUAUGAUACAAGUAAUGAUAGUAUAUAUGCAUUAUCAAAUAUAAAGGAUUUAAAUUUUAUAAACCCGUUUGGAGUAGCAGCAGGGUUUGAUAAAAAUGGUGUAAGCAUCGAUUCGAUAUUAAAAUUAGGUUUUUCAUUUAUAGAAAUAGGUACAAUGACACCUAAGCCUCAAAAAGGAAAUGAAAAACCUAGAAUAUUUAGAGAUAAUGAGACAAAGAGUAUAAUAAAUUCUUGUGGGUUUAAUAAUAUAGGUUGUGAUAAAAUAACAACAAAUUUAAUUGAAUUUAGAAAAAGACAAGAAAAGGAUAAAAUUCUAAGUAGACAUAUUGUUGGUGUAAGUAUAGGGAAAAAUAAAAAUACAAUUAAUAUUAUAGAUGAUUUAAGUUAUUGCAUUAAGAAAAUAGCUAGAUACGCAGAUUAUAUAGCAAUAAAUGUUAGCUCACCUAAUACACCAGGAUUGAGGGAUAAUCAAGAGUCUGCAAAAUUAAAAAAUAUAAUUCUGAGUGUACAGGGAGAAAUAGAUAAGUUGGAAAGGGGGGAUAAAAACAGUGAAGUAGAUACUGCACUAUGCAUAACUAACAGCAUAAGUAACCACAAUGAUGAGAAUAAGUUAUGGAUAAACACGACUAAAAGAAGACCACUUGUUUUUGUGAAAUUAUCUCCUGACUUAGAAGAAAAUGAUAGAAAGAAAAUUGCGCAAGUAUUACUAGAAACUGAUAUUGAUGGUAUGAUAAUCUCUAAUACUACUAUAAAAAAUUUUAACAUAAAAAGUUUUGAAAAUAAGAAAGGGGGCGUUAGUGGACAAAAACUAAAAGAUAUAUCAACAAAUUUGAUAGCAGAAAUGUAUAAUUAUACGAAUAAAAAAAUCCCAAUAAUUGCAUCUGGGGGUAUAUUUAGUGCGGAAGAUGCCUUAGAAAAAAUAGAAGCAGGUGCAUCCGUUUGUCAGUUAUACUCUUGUUUGGUUUUUAAUGGAGUCAAAACUGCAGUUAAAAUAAAGAGGGAGCUAAACAACUUGUUGUAUCAGCGCGGGUAUUACAACUUGGAGGAGGCCAUAGGGAAAAGGCAUAAAAGGGGGGACCAGCGCAACUGA
This is a messenger RNA of Plasmodium malariae, 1806 nucleotides long. It is a transcript of the gene DHODH, whose product is annotated as dihydroorotate dehydrogenase, putative. Gene Ontology annotation, molecular function: dihydroorotate dehydrogenase activity. Lineage: Eukaryota; Apicomplexa; Aconoidasida; Haemosporida; Plasmodiidae. The record is from RefSeq and is a predicted model, not a curated record. Gene Ontology annotation, biological process: 'de novo' pyrimidine nucleobase biosynthetic process; pyrimidine ribonucleotide biosynthetic process. Gene Ontology annotation, cellular component: cytoplasm; mitochondrial inner membrane. The coding region runs from base 1 to 1806 and encodes 601 amino acids. The transcript has a single exon.